Messenger RNA from Saccostrea cuccullata (small rock oyster), 6725 nucleotides. RefSeq names its product mucin-2-like. The coding region runs from base 97 to 6585 and encodes 2162 amino acids. The transcript is spliced from 32 exons. Lineage: Eukaryota; Metazoa; Mollusca; Bivalvia; Ostreida; Ostreidae. The record is from RefSeq and is a predicted model, not a curated record.
CGGUACUAUUCCAAUGUUCUGAAUGGAUCCACGGGGGCCCUCGUUCAUGACCGUCAUCUGGAGGAGGGAUGGUAUCGGGCAGGACACUCCCUGGACAUGCCUAAUAUCACCCCUUCUCUUCUCCACUGUGGAACAAUAUUUCCCGCUUGGAUGGAUGGGGAGAUUCCAGACACCACAGAUGGUGUGGCAGAAAGAAAAGUUUGUUUUCUGGGUCACCUGGUAGGAAACUACUGCGUCCACCAUUUACAGAUAUUAGUGAAGAACUGUGGCGUCUACAGAGUAUAUUAUUUAUACCCAACACCGAGUAACGACGAAGCCUACUGUUUUGGAAUGGAGAAAACAGAGUCUACUACGAGCUCCGUUGGAUCAACCACACCAUUUACUUUGCGUACAACUGCUACAAACGAAAUCGGGAAUUCAACCAUUUCAAAACCUCAAGAAACUACUACAAAUGAUUUGGAAUUAGAGUUAACGACCUCAGACCAAUAUAGCACUGCAGAUUAUGGAACUUCCGCGUCCCACAUUACAAUAUCAACUCAAACUACCCAACAAUUGACAACUAAUUCAACUACUAAACCCCACACUACAUCCCAGGCCGAUCCUUGUUUAAGCUAUUCAAUCCUUCCAAAUUAUGAAGAUCGCUUUAUACAGAACGUUGUCAAUGAAAAUAGUUCUUUCAUUGACGACAAGGACCUACCAAAACACUGGUACCGCGCUGGUAACCUGGAUAUUCCAGUAAUUAGGCCGACCCUAUAUCACUGUGGAACCGUGUAUCCAGGGUAUCUAAAAGGUUCCAUACCGAAUGUAACAGCUGGGGUGGUGACCAGAACCGUCUGUUUCUAUGGUGAUGACGACAAUUGGUGUCAUCAAACUGUUUCGAUAAACGUGAAAAAUUGUGGCACGUACCGAGUUUAUUUUUUGAAACCAACCGAUAUUAAGAGCUCAGGAUAUUGUUUUGGGUCCAACCCCUCUACCAAUGUCACAACCACGACAUUCUCUACAACCCAAACGACACGAGACAGCAGUGCGACAAAAACAACCCUAACAACUACAGACGAGUUAGAAAAAGAUGAAACGACCUUAGAUCAAUACACCAGUACAGUGACUACAAUUGUAUCCAACGGGACUGCGAUGACAACUAACUCUUCAAGCACAACACGCACUACUGUACCAUCAACUGGAGUCAGCGUCACAAAUUCUACGACGGCUAUCCCUCAGAUAACAACUACUGAAAAUCCGGGAUCUGAGAUGAUAACUAACGCAUCGAGCACACCUCGUCAAACUAAAUCAACAACUCAUGCCAUUAACGUCACGAAUUCCACUACAGCUUUACCUCAUGAAACAACUACAAAUAAUCCAAGUUUUAAUCUGACAGGCAAUAUAUCAAGCUCAACUCAACCGUCUUCACAAACAACUCUUACUAUCAAUGCAACAGAUCCAACCACGUUGGAAUCUCAAGAAACAACAUUGGAAAAUUCAGAUUACAGUGUCCCCACAACGUCAAAACCAAAUGCAACUAUUCAAUCAACGUCACAACAUACAACAACAACAACAACACAGGGCAACACAACACAGUCGUUAACAUCAACUACAAUGUUGCAAACAAGAACAUCUCCCACCACGGGGUCACCAAUCUUUACUUCAUCACUCUCUUCCACGAAACCAAACGAGACAGAAUCUACUGACAAACCUUCAACAACAUCAACAGCUUUUACAACACCUGUCACCGUGGAUCCAUGUGUCCAUUAUACAAAUUUAACAAAUAUCCAAAAGAGAUUUCAUACCAAUCAAAUUCAGGCCGACCCAACCUCCAGUCUCUCUGACCAUUUGCUUGUGUAUGGGUGGUAUGGAACUGGAGAAUAUAAUUUGUUAACGUCGAGUGCCAUGAGUUAUCACUGUGGGACAUUUUAUCCUAUAUGGAUAAACGGCAAUAUACCUACAGUAGAAGAUGGCGUAGUUGAUCGAACAGCAUGUAUUGUUACUGAUACGGAAUGUGGGAUGACUAUUUCCAUAAAGAUUCGUAAUUGUGGAACAUACCGUGUUUAUCAACUUCGACCUACUAUUAUGUUUAGUGCAUACUGUAUUUAUGAUUACAAUGCUCCUACAACUUCGAAACCGACUUCACCACCGACUACAGCAACUACACAGGGCAACACAACACAGUCGUUGACAUCAACUACAAUGUUGCAAACAACAAAUACAUCUACCACUACGGAGUCACCUAUCUUUACUUCAUCACCCUCUUCCAUGAAACCAAACUGGACAGAAUCUACUGACAAACCUUCAAGUAUAACAACAGGUUUUACGACACCUGUCACCGUGGAUCCAUGUGUUCAUUAUACAAAUUUAACAAAUAUCGAAAAGAGAUUUCAUACCAAUCAAAUUCAGGCUGACCCAACCUCCAGUCUCUCUGACCAUUUGCUUGUGAAUGGGUGGUAUGGAACUGGAGAAUAUGAUUUGUUAACGUCGAGUGCCAUGAGUUAUCAUUGUGGGACAUUUUAUCCUAUAUGGAUAAAAGGUAAUAUACCUAUGGUAGAAGAUGGGGAGGUGAAUCGAACAGCGUGUAUGGUUACUGAUACAGACUGUGGAAUGACUUUUUCUGUGAGGAUUCGCAACUGUGGGACACAUCGUGUUUAUCAACUUCGACCUACUGUUGUGUUUAGUGCAUACUGCAUUUAUGAUUACAAUGCUCCUACAACUUCGAAACCGACUUCACGACCAACUACAGCAACUACACAGGGCAACACAACACAGUCGUUGACAUCAACUACAAUGUUGCAAACAACAAAUACAUCUACCACUACAGAGUCACCUAUCUUUACUUCAUCACCCUCUUCCAUGAAACCAGACUGGACAGAAUCUACUGACAAGCCUUCGACAACAACAACAGCUUUUACAACACCUGUCACCGUGGAUCCAUGUGUUCAUUAUACAAAUUUAACAAAUAUCGAAAAGAGAUUUCAUACCAAUCAAAUUCAGGCAAACUCAACCUCUAGUCUCUCUGACCAUUCGCUUGUGAAUGGGUGGUAUGGAACUGGAGAAUAUGAUUUAUUGACAUCGAGUGCCAUGAGUUAUCACUGUGGGACAUUUUAUCCUAUUUGGAUAAAUGGCAAGAUACCUCUGGUAGAAGACGGUGUGGUUGACCGAACAGCAUGUAUUGUUACUGAUACGGACUGUGGGAUGACUAUUUCUGUGAAGAUUCGUAAUUGUGGAACAUAUCGUGUUUAUCGACUUCAACCUACAUUUGUCUUCAGCGCCUACUGUAUUUAUGAUGCAAGUGUCCCCACAACGUUAAAGCCAAAUACAACGAUUCAGUCAAGUUCACCACAGACAACAACAAUAACAAAUGGAAACACAACACAAUCGCCAACAUCAACUACAAUGAUACAAUCGAAUACAUCUACAGAGUCGCCUAUUCCAACUUCAUCUUACUCUUCCAUGAAACCAACAAGUACACCUGUCACAGUGGAUCCAUGUGUCCAUUAUACAAAUUUGACAAAUAUUGAAAAGAGAUUUCAUACCAAUCAAAUUCAGGCAAACUCAACCUCUAGUCUCUCUGACCACUCGCUUGUGUAUGGGUGGUAUGGAACUGGAAAAUAUGAUUUGUUAACGUCGAGUGCCAGGAGGUAUCACUGUGGGACAAUUAAUCCUAUUUGGAUAAAUGGCAGUGUAUCUUUAGAAGAAGAUGGUGAGGUUGAUCGAACAGCGUGUAUUGUAACUAAUACAGACUGUGGAAUAACUAUUUCUGUUAAGAUUCGUAACUGUGGAACACAUCGAGUUUAUCAACUCCGACAAACCAUUGUCUCCAGUGCAUACUGCAUUUAUGAUACCAAUGUUCCCACAACCUCAAAUCCCAUGACAACGAUUCAAAUGAGUUCAACUUCUCAGCAAACACCUUCACCAAGUCCAACACUCUCUAGUGCAGAAGUAGAAGUGCAUCUUGUUCCAGACGGUAUAAGCCAAGUUUUCCAAGCACGAUGCACAUUUAAUGCGAGUAAUGCAAGUGGCUUCCGUUUUAACAUAACUUGGUACUUUGACGACGUGUUCGAUUCUUCCUUCUCGGCUACCCUGGAGAAUAUUUACAGAACCUAUAUUUAUCUUCAAAGAGAUAAUUUUAAAACUCUUGGAAGAAAUAUAUCUUGUGGUGUGGAUAUGCUCAGCAACGAUGGAACAAUUAUUGAAGCAAGAAAAAGCCAAGAACAGUUUUUAGGAAUCAAAAUUCUUACGCCAGUUGUUACAUUUAAACGUGGAGAGGAGGGGAAAAUUAAACUUCAGCUUACUGUACCUAUUGGUUGCCUCCAGUUGGUUAGUCAGUGUGACGUCAUCCUAGCCAUGAUGGACCAAUCAGAAGACCAAUGCACAGGGGCUGCUGUCUCUGGACAGAGAGAUUGUGGAAUUUCCUUGAAAAGCAGAGAAUGGACCAAGAUCUACGAGAUUCCAGUUGGGGCAAUAGAAGAAGAGGGACACACGUACUCAGCUACUUACGAGGUGGUUCUUAGGACUGACGCCCACUUCCACCAGCCUAUAUGGGGACUUUAUGAGCUUCCACCCGUAAAGAUUGUCAUCCAAGAGGGUUCCGAUAGAGAAUGGUCCAAGAAAUACUGCCGAGCCGUCAAUGACCCCCAUCUUUUAACUUUUGACCAACGGCCAUAUGAUGUACACUUGAAAGGAGAUUUCAUAAUGUAUGAGCAUAAAACUGCCCCAAUUCAGGUGCAGGCCCGAUUUAAGCCUUGCUAUGGCAAUUCAGGCCCCCACUGUACCUGUGGAGUGGCGGUACAGGCCGGAAGAGACGUGUUCGUGAUUGACAGGUGCGAGUCCAGAAAGAGGCUACGGAGGAUGAUGUACACAUCCUGUAUGGACCACACCCUGGAAGUCAGAAAGAGGCACGAUUACUUGUAUAAUAUGUACACACCAUAUGGAACAAGGAUUCAGGUAAAUCUCCGAGGAAAAACUUACAUGAACCUCCAGAUUUAUCCCUCAAUCCGCGAUGUCGGACAAACAAGAGGACUGUGUGGAACACUUUCUAAUGAAUGUGCGGACGACUUUCUCCUUCGGAAUGGCAAUUAUCUUAAUGAACCUGCCGCUAACAAGUCCUGCGGAAACUUCGGAUGGUCGGAUUACAGAUGGGAACCGGAUUCAUUUUCCAGAUCCUGGAUGGUUGCUGAGAAUGAAAGCCUAUUUGAGGAUUACGACUCAAGUAACGCCGAGUGGCCACGAGAGAGAUACUUAUGUUCCUGCAAGAAAAACGUGGUGAAAAUGAGAAUUGAUGGCAGAGGAACUCCUGAUUGUUCCUCCAGCGUGGUAUCCAACUGUACCAGACGGCGGGAAAAGGUCGUAGCAGUCGGCGGAGGCUGUGAGGUCAAAAGAUCAUCAAAGUAUGGUUUAAAACAUUAUGACGUCACACGCGUACGGAGGCAGGAACCGAAUCAGAGAAGGAUAAAAACAGUUGUUUCGCACAUACCAUUGACGACAAUCAACAAUGCCACCUCUUUUUGUCAAAAUCAUUUGUCCAAAUCUAAGGCUUUUACAUUGUGUGAGGAUAUACCUAACGUUAACAAGGAGGAUGCAAUCGAAACAUGUGCUUUGGACAUUGUAUUGACAAAUGGUUCUCUAGAGUGGGCUGACAAUCCAAAGGAAGCUAUGAUUGACCGAUGUGUUUCGGAAUUGCGACUUAAUGCGACCUUGAAUACAGAAAGCAAUAACACCCCAUCAGUGGCGGAAGUGAUACGUAACAUAGCAUGUCCAAACGAUUGUAGCGGCAUUGGAACUUGUGUAAAUGGAACGUGUGUUUGCCCGCCUCUUUACGGGGCAUCCGACUGUUCCCUGAAUGUGUCUGUUCCGCCUGAGAUCUAUGGGAUCGAAGGUGACGGCUUAUGUGACGUCAGUCAAAUGUCAUGUGACCAAAUUCUCGUAGCAGGCGAUGAUUUUACAGAAACUGGAUCAUACAACUGCAAAAUAGAAAUUGCACAUAUAUUGUUUGAUGGCGCGACCUCAUCCGCUGGAUUAACAAAAUUGAACGGUGAUAUGCAGACGUUAAUGUCGAUUUCAUGUCCAGUUCCAGUGAGGGAAAAGUUUGCAUCUCGCAGUGUAUUAAGAACAAGUCCAGUUUUUGUACGGACGUUCAGCGUUUCUCUCAGUAGUGACGGAAACACCUAUAGUGAAUCCUUCCAGUUUUAUGAAUAUAAUUCAACCUAUCAGGACCUUGAAAUAGUAGACGGAAAGCCAAAGUUUUCAUUAAAGAGUGGAUACUGUUUCAUUGAUGAAGAAGGAAUUCCAGACGGGUGGCGCCAAACAACUAAUAUUUGUAAUGCUUGUAACUCCUCUGUUAGUGUCCUAGAAUGGACACCAGUAAAAAGUCAAGAAUGUGAGGUUAUUCGGGAACCUGUUGAGAAGUCUUUCUUUGAUUCCACUGAAUUGUACUGGAUGUUGGGAUUGACCAUUGCUGUUAUCUUGAUCAUACUUAUGGUCGUCUGUCAACACCGAUGCCGCAGAAUUCGCUCCAAAAGAAAAUUUUCAUAUGACGUUUCUUCUGAAUCAUCGUUCAGUGGUAUCGAGCUUCAGGAUCCUUCUUCUGUUUAUUUCUAGUGCAAUAAACUACUGAAAAACUAAAUACAUGUGCUGUGAUUAAUACAAUAUGUUGUAUAUAAUACAGUUUGAUAAUACGUGUUUUAUACAUUUUGUAUGCAAUACAUUGUUACUGUUGAAUAAAUAUUGAUUCGAUUUUC